AUGCCCGCGCAGCAGCAGCAGCAGCAGCAGCAGCAGCAACAGCAGGAGCAACAGCAGCAACAGCAGGAGCAGCAGCAGCAACAACAGCAACAACAGCAGCAGCAGCAGCAGCUGCUGCUGCAGCUCGUCUCUUCUGUCUCUAACUCAGUCUCUAGGCAUCAAAGCAGCAAAAAUGAAGCAGAGAAAUCCGACUCUCUAUUACAAGGCCUCGACUCGUCUUGCAAUGAGGCGAGCGCCGGUGUAGAGGAUGAGGUGUACGGACAGUAUGCGUGGGAGAGAGAAGUUGAUCGCUCAUGGGAGUGUCUCGUAGAGACAGAGGGACAGCUGCGGCUGGUAGGAGCAGCAGAAGGAGAAAGCGAAGAAAAACAAACAACUCCUCGAGUACCCCACAUCAAAAGAGCCUUACUGAGGAGUUUAGUGAUUGUGAUUGAUGCAACGGAUGGCAUGCGGGAAACCGACUUUAAGCCAGACCGUCUGACUUGCGCCACGCAGAUGCUUGAGGAGUUUCUUGCUUCAUUUUUGCUGCAAAAUCCUCUCGCUCGCAUUGCGUUGGUAUAUAUGGCGGAGGCUACAGCGGAGGUGUUGUGCCCUGCUGCAGCAGCAGCAGCAGCAGCAGCAGCAGACUCUUCUUCUUUGGGGCUGUCGAGCUCAAUUAGUAACUUUGGUUUACUUGCACAAGGCACCUCCAGCUACUUUAGCAGCAAUGUAGAGGAGCUCAGAGCGCGCGCACUGCUGGGUGCUGUACCCCCUUACUGCACGCGGGAGGUGUUGGUAGUCUUCGGCUCCAUUCGCACUUGUGAUGUGGGGAGCAUAGAGGAUUCAAUUGGAGAGUUAAAAAGCAUCAAGGCUCGCUGCUCUGUUGUUAGUCUCUCACCGGAGGUGCGGAUUGUAAAGGUUAUUUCGAGCUGCCGGGGGCCCCCCCUAUGA
Molecule: messenger RNA, 927 nt
Organism: Eimeria acervulina
Lineage: Eukaryota; Apicomplexa; Conoidasida; Eucoccidiorida; Eimeriidae
Product: general transcription factor IIH polypeptide 2, putative
Exons: 8
Coding region: 1-927 (308 amino acids)
Biological process (GO): regulation of transcription by RNA polymerase II; nucleotide-excision repair
Cellular component (GO): transcription factor TFIIH holo complex
Source: RefSeq, a predicted model, not a curated record